CACACCCCUCUCAUUCUUUCCUCGGCGCGACUCGAUUAACUCGUAUAAUCAUGAUGCUGCGGUGCGCAAGGACAAAGACUGCGACGGCAGUGGCGACCUCCAGCCUCAUGACUAGGGCCUUUCUCCCGGCGAUGGCAUCCACUUCUAGGGCACAAAUCCAUUCUGUAUAUGCAAAACGUACCAGCAGCAACACGGCGACCGCUAACGACUAUAUACCAGAGAAUAUUGACGCUCCAUUACCCAGGAGCAUCCACAGUAGUCUGGACAACGGCACCUUCGAGCUGCAGAAGAGCAGACUCUUGACGUCAAUGGAUAUGCUAUAUCAGAUUCAGGACGCGCCCACGGAAAAGUUGGAUAUCACGCCGCUGGAUGAUCAGGAGGCACAGUACUGGGCACGGCGUAUGAAUACAGCUAUGACGGACCUUGAACAGGAGAAGACGCGUCUCCGUGUUGUGGUGGUCGGAGAGUCAAGUGGACAAGAGUCGAUCAUGGACCUGUUAUUGCCUAGUGAGCAGAACAUCAGACGAUCUGCCAAGGAUACAGGAAAGGUCCAUCGUGUUCGUUAUGGCUCCACGUAUACGCUCUUGGAGGACGGAUUAGAGAACAUUGAAAAGGCGCCGAUCAGCUGGCUGCAAGGUCUGACGGACGAGGAUGGAGGCGAGAUUGUUGAGAUCCCAGGUCUGGAUCUGGAUGACUUGGCGAUGGACGACAUUGUGUACAGCAGCGACCUGAUCCUCUUCCGAACGGACGCACAACGUCAACUUUCACUGGAACGUGAACAACAUUUCCUGAACCGAUAUCGCCAUAAAUCCCAGAUCCUCAUCGUGGCCGACAUGAGCAGCGCGGAUAGCUCCACUGAAAGCCUGACGCUCUCGAAUUUGAAGGCCAAUAUGGUCCAUGCAGUCAAAUCGACCGUAGGCGGGUACAGCAACAUCCCCCACGGAAAUUCAGCGGUCGCCAAGGUGCUUCGCAUCUCUAAUCCAGAACCCAUCCCCCCGGUGGUGGGACUCGUCCCGCGCGCUCAGUCUGAGGAUCGUUAUUUGGAGGCAGUCGGUGCGUUGCAAAAGCUGGUUGCGGGGACACUGCUGCUUGAGGGUGCACAGGAUCAACAUCGACGUACGGCUUUGUUGACAAGGUGCCGUGACCUAAUGGUCUCGGGUAUUGAAAGCAUGGAGACUCGACUUCAGGGACGGUUAGAUACGUUUGCACAGGUUGAUAAGCUGUCAGAGUUCGCGACACGGGAGAUCAAGAGGAUUGAGGCAUUGGAGCAGGAGAGGAUGGUGGCACAGGUGACAGACGGGGAUGUAGAUAAGGAUGUGAAGCAGAUGAGAAGAGUCCUGGACCAUUUUUUCAAGUCGGAGGUGCCCUUCUGGAUGCUGUUUGCUCGAAGCGGCGAAAUUGCGGAGAGGAUGCAUGAGCAGUGGACGGUCGGGGCCUUUGCAGAGACGGAACAUCGCAUGGCAUAUGCAUUGGGACGUUUACAUCAAAGCUCACAGGAGACAUUCAGGACUACUCUCAAGGCCAUUGACGCGCUCAGCGCCAAGCUCGAGCAGACCAAGCCUAUCGGCAGCACCGCUGUUCUCCAGGAUCUCGCCAGCGCGCGUCAGCUGUUGAGUCAUGUACAGGACGAUACUCAGCAGGAGAUCAAGGACAAGGACGCGUUUGUGGUCAGCAAUGUUAUUUGGAAACACCGCAACGCCUAUGGCGCCGUGGAGCGAUCUCUAGAAGCCGGGCGGCCGGGCGCAUUGGAGCGACUUCAGAGGCGAGGGCAGGUCACAUUGGCACAGGGUCUAGGAUUGCAGGGAACGGCAUUGUUUGCAGGACUAGGAUUGGCACAACAGUACCCACCAGAGAUCUAUCUGACGAGCGGAACGCUGUUAGCGGCCCUUGGAUUAGGGUAUAUGCAGAUCCGAUGGAAGGCAGCGGAGAAUGAGUUCAAGGCGGAGGCGGAUGCACUUGCAGAGCAGCUGAAGCAGGACAUUGUCAAUACGUACCAAGAACAGGUUGACAAGACGAUUGUUAAGCCGCUUUCGGGUGUGGUGCAAAAGCUGGACAAGAGCCUAAGCGAACGGCUGUUUAGAUCGCUGGAACAGCGUAAGGUUCUGGCGGGAAUCAAGCGCGAUGCUUGGGGCGAGGAUGAGAUUAAGUACUAGAGUGGAUUUAUACGCAUUAUAUCAAAAAAAA
Messenger RNA from Gamsiella multidivaricata, 2184 nucleotides. RefSeq lists its product as uncharacterized. The record is from RefSeq and is a predicted model, not a curated record. The coding region runs from base 51 to 2153 and encodes 700 amino acids. The transcript is spliced from 5 exons. NCBI's taxonomy places the organism in Eukaryota, Fungi, Mortierellomycota, Mortierellomycetes, Mortierellales, Mortierellaceae.